Messenger RNA from Brassica oleracea var. oleracea, 1743 nucleotides. RefSeq lists its product as uncharacterized. The record is from RefSeq and is a predicted model, not a curated record. Lineage: Eukaryota; Viridiplantae; Streptophyta; Magnoliopsida; Brassicales; Brassicaceae. The transcript is spliced from 3 exons. Gene Ontology annotation, molecular function: aspartic-type endopeptidase activity. Gene Ontology annotation, biological process: proteolysis. The coding region runs from base 1 to 1743 and encodes 580 amino acids.
AUGACCACAAUUCUCACUCGCCUGGAUCCUCAGAACCAGCAAGUGGCUAAUGUGCAAAACCUUCCCAUUCAACCGCCUCGUGACCAACAUCGCCCACCUCCACCACACCAAAUACGACCACAGCAACAACUUCCUCCACCCCAACAACAAGAUCUACGCCAGCAACAUAGGAACCAGCAUCAAUAUCCACCCGAAGAUGACGAAGAUGACCAGCAUUGCCGCGUUUUCUUCGAAGAUUUGCGACAACGGGAUCGCUAUGAUCACUGCUGGGAAAAUAGUUUCAAAGUUGACAUUCCAGAAUUUCACGGUGGCCUCCGAGGAGAUGAUCUCGUGGAUUGGAUAAUGGCGGUUGAGGAAAUUCUCGACUUUAAACAAGUCCCUCCAGCUCGACGUGUCUCGCUUGUGGCAAUGAGAUUUUGUGGUCAUGCUGCUACUUGGUGGAAGCAAUUAAAGACUACACGUUCUCGUAUGGGUAAAACACCUAUCCAAUCCUGGGAAAAAUUGACGAAGCAUCUUCGCCAAACGUUCUUCCCGCACAGCUACAAACGGACUAUGUACACCAAACUUCAAAAUUUGUGCCAGGAAAACCGAAGUGUGGACGAGUACGCUGAAGAAUUUGCCUUAUUAUUGACUCGUAACGAGAUUAAUGACAGUCAAGUUCAGUUGGUGUCUCGUUUCAUUGGAGGGCUACGACCUCAGUUACAAACCGUAAUGACACAAUUCGAUCCUUCAACGAUCGGAGAAGCUCAUAGGCGCGCAACUUCACUUGAACAGCAAUCACGUUCGUCGAACUGGAAUACACCGUCCAAUCGUAAUCGUAGUCAAGACCAAGCCGGAAGCACGACACCGACAACAUCUUCUAAAGAAGCAACGGAUACAGCGAAUUCUUCGACUAAACCGAUCGGCACAAGAAGAACAACAAGACAUCGUCAGACAGCUUGCCCUCAUGCAACACGACGUGGACUCCUCAUUGAUGAUGCCACACAAGAGCUUGAUGUGUAUGAUUCUCAGGAGGAGAAUGACCAGGAUAACGAUGACAUCCAUCCUACCACAGGACGUGUCUGCACCUUUGUCAUUGACUCCGGUAGCAGCAAAAACGUCAUCUCCGAAGCGGCCGUAGACAAGCUAGGGAUCACUCGAGAAACACAUCCCGCACCAUAUACUCUAGGAUGGUUAAACGACAUUGUCAGUUUGCGUAUUUCUCAAUGUGCCCUCAUUCCGUUUUCCAUCGGGCCAUAUUACCAGGACCGUAUCUAUUGCGACAUAGCUCCUAUGGAUAUCAGUCAUUUAUUACUCGGAAGGCCAUGGGAAUAUGAUCGCAAGAUCAUACACUACGGUGUUGAUAACACAUACCAAUUUAUGUGGGAUUCACAUAAAAUUUUGCUCCUACCAUCCAAAGAGACACAGCCGAUGACAUUACCUCCCGAACCUAUCAAUCCAACUCCUCCAAUAUCACCAGCCGUUCAUACAUCCUUAAUAUGUUCCUAUGAGGCGUUUAAGUCAGAACUUCACUCUGAAGGUAGAGAGUUUGCCCUAAUACCGUCAACCAGCACUCAUCUUCCAUCCAAGACAAUACACAAAGAUAUCGCUGCAGUCUUGGACGAGUUCACUGACAUCUUCCCAGCCGACUUACCUACUUCUCUCCCUCCUUUACGGGAUAUUCAACACCAUAUCGAUCUAGUUCCAGGGGCAACAUUACCUAACCGUCCUCACUACAGGAUGAGCCCUGAUGAACACGAAUAA